AUCUGAAGUCAAAAAGUUGUUAUGGCAAACGAGCGAUCAAGCUCAAUCCUCUUCCUUUCUGUUCUUGUACUUGUUUUGGUCUUCUCUCCUACACUUCAAUGUCAAGCAGCUCGAGUGCAUCUCGAUGUUGAAGGGCAUAUGCUGCUGAGAGCACCAGUGCCAAUUCGGUUUUGCCCUGCUUGUGCGUGUUGUGCACCGGCUCCAAAAGGUUCUUGCUGCCCAUGCCGAUGCACCAACAAUCCCCAAAGGAUGUGACUUUGCUUUCUGCUAGCAUGUAUGUGUUUGAUAUGUGAAUGUGUAUGUGCAAAAUGGUCAAAAUUUAAUGAAAAUUAACAAUUCACAAGU
Arabidopsis thaliana (thale cress) is the source of this 345-nucleotide messenger RNA. RefSeq lists its product as uncharacterized. The coding region runs from base 22 to 255 and encodes 77 amino acids. The record is from RefSeq and is marked reviewed. Lineage: Eukaryota; Viridiplantae; Streptophyta; Magnoliopsida; Brassicales; Brassicaceae. The transcript has 2 exons.